This is a messenger RNA of Linum tenue, 2408 nucleotides long. The record is from the annotation of a GenBank genome assembly. Lineage: Eukaryota; Viridiplantae; Streptophyta; Magnoliopsida; Malpighiales; Linaceae.
AAUCAAUAUUCUAAUUUCCACAAAAUAUUUCUUUUUCCAGUGGAAUAAAGUGAUACAGAAACGGAGUGUACUCAAACUUCAAUAGAUAAGAUGACGUGGAGCUGCGUUCACCUCUCAUCUCGCUCAGUGGCGCCCUCAUCUUUUCCACUUCCUUAAAACUUAAAAACAUUCGCCUCCCUGAAGACUGUAGUUGAUGAUGCGACUCAUGAAUCAAUGAUCAUUCCCUGGUCCCAACCAUAAAUGUUAGCUACCUAAACCCACCAUGUCACAUUAGCCAGAUCCCUAAUCAUUACAGUAUCGUGCGCCAUUGAGGAAGAUACCCCUGCCUCUGUGUACCCUGCAGAAAGAAAAUGAUAACGUUCACUGUGGCACCCUGCAGUUUUUCCGGCAUACAAGGUCGCCGGCCGAUCGAUGGCAUCUCAGUUGGAGAGUCUUUAUUAACAGUACAUGCCUCACCGGAGGAGUUAUCGGCGUUUAAGUACCCACGGCGGGGAAAUGCCGGACUUAGGAGGCAGUACAAUUGUCGUCGUUGCAUCCCAUUUACUCUGAAAGGUAAUUGAAGUUUACUGACCAACUGGAUAAAGUUUCAUCUAAUGUAUGUCCCCUGGCACUCACUAGCUUGUGUGCAAUGCAACAGUUAGUGCAAGUAGCAGCAAGGCAUCAUCUUUGAACAGCUCUCACUUCCCUUCCCAUUUCAUGUUUGGAACCGCUUCUUCAGCUUACCAGUAUGAAGGAGGUGCAAGAGAAGGCGGUAAGGGGCCCAGCAUUUGGGACACUUACACUCAAACACAUCAAGAAUUGGUAAAGGACAGAAGCAAUGGCGACGUUGCAGUUGAUUCCUAUAAUCGCUACCAGGAAGAUAUUGAGAUCAUGAAAACAAUGGGGUUCAAUGCUUACAGAUUCUCAUUUGCCUGGUCCAGAUUAUUACCAAGUAACGCGAACCUGCCCUCCAUAGUUUCCCCCCUUUACAUUUACCUCUUUUACUCAAAGGUGGUUGGUUGGAUUUCAGCUGGAAAGUUGAGUGGAGGAGUGAACAAGCAAGGAGUUGAUUACUACAACAACCUCAUCGACUCUCUCCUAUCCAAUGGGAUGCAGCCAUUUGUCACACUCUUCCACUGGGACACUCCUCAAGGCCUCGAAGACGAAUAUGGCGGCUUCCUGUCUUCUAACAUUGUUGAAGACUUCGAGGAUUAUGCUGAGGUGUGUUUCAGGGAGUUUGGAGACAGAGUGAAGCACUGGAUCACAUUCAAUGAGCCUUGGACGUUUAGCUCUGGCGGGUAUGCUGGCGGACCUCUAAGAAUCGCCCCUUUCAGAUGCUCACAUUGGCAGCUAGACGAUAGCACCGGUGGUGAUUCUGGGACUGAGCCUUAUGUCACUGCUCACCAUCAGCUCCUCGCUCAUGCUGCUGCUGUCAACCUCUACAGGCUUAAAUAUCAGGCAACUCAAAAUGGAGUCAUAGGAAUUUCGAAUGUGUCACACUGGUUCCUGCCACUCUCUGACAGCAAGGAAGAUGAAGAGGCAGCUCAGAGAGCCGUGGAGUUCAUGUAUGGAUGGUUCAUGGAUCCUAUAUUCCACGGCGACUAUCCGGAGAUUAUGAAGUCCUAUAUAGGAAGCAGACUGCCACAGUUCUCAUCCCACCAAUCAGAUCUUCUGAAGGGUUCAUUUGACUUCAUUGGCCUCAAUUACUACACUGCUUCUUAUGCUUCCAAUCAUCCACAAUUCGACCCUCAGCGUCCUUGUAUGUUCUCUGAUCGUCGUCUCAAACUCUCAGAUGAGCGCAAUGGUGUACUUAUUGGUCCCAGGGUGGGUUCAGGUUGGGUGUACGAUUAUCCCAGAGGAUUUGAGCAGCUGCUAAACUACACCAAGACCAGAUACAAUGAUCCUGUCAUAUACAUUACCGAGAAUGGAGUUUAUGACAGCACCGAUGAAUCCUCGCCCAAGGAAGAAGCUCUUCAGGAUGUUUCCAGGGUUUCCUACUUCCAGGGCCAUCUUGAAGCUGUUCACAAUGCAAUCAAGAAAGGAGUGAAGGUGAAGGGAUACUUUGCGUGGUCAUUACUCGACAACUUCGAAUGGAGUGCUGGUUACUCCCUAAGAUUUGGUCUUGUCCACAUAGACUUCAAGAAUGGGCUGCAGAGACAUCCUAAGCUCUCCGCCUUCUGGUUCCAGAACUUCCUGCGCCAAAAUCGUCCCAUCGAAAAUUCAUUAAACCUGUCAUCUCAGAACUUGCAACUCGUGGAUUCUACAUAUUAGUUGGAACAUGUAUCUCGUCACUUUGCACUAGUAAUUAGUAAAACCAUGCUGCUUUCAUGUAAAGCUUUUGUUACUCUCUAGCUAAUUUACUUUCCAAACAAAUUCAACUCCUAAUUCCAGUACUGGGAAAUGAGUUUGGCUAUUAUGCAGAACGGGGU